AUGUCUUUACAGAAUGCUUCAAUCAAUGUAACACACUUUAUUAUAGGUGGUUUUGACACACUCAGUAGACCUAUUGCUGUUGGUGUGGCUAUACUAAUAACAUAUCUUCUUGCUGUUCUUGCCAAUAUUGCAAAUAUCAUGUUUAUUAUUUCUGACAAGAGAUUACAUAAACCAAUGUAUCUUCUGAUUUGCAACCUUGCUGUUGUUGAUAUAGUGUACACCUCCAGUUGCAGUCCAACAAUGAUUGGGGUUCUACUUGCAGGUGUUAAUACUAUAUCCUAUGUGGAGUGUUUAAUUCAAAUGUGUGUUGGCGCUUUGGGAACAGCGAUGGAGUCAUUUGUUUUAGCAUUUAUGGCUUUAGAUAGAUUCAUUGCAAUAAUUUAUCCUUUCCAGUAUCACAGUUAUUUAACAAACACACGUGUUGUUGUUCUUACAUUUAUUCUGUGUUCAAGGCUGAAAUACAGCUUCUGUGACUUUGCUGCUGUAAUAAGAACAACCUGUGUUAACCCAGAGAAAUAUUUCAAUGAAGUUGCCAUUGUAACAUUUUUUAUUUUCUUUUUCACUUUCGUUUUCAUUUGUCUUUCAUAUUGUGCAAUCUUACUUUUUGUAAAAUUAUCUUCAAAUAAUGAAAAAAAGAAAAUGGGGAGCACUCUUGUGAGUCACUUAAUUUGUGUAACUGUUAAUUACUGUCCUGCAUUUGUUCGCAUUAUCUUCACCAGGUUUGGCGUAGUAUUAACUCUUGAGGAACGCCAAGGUUUAUUAAUUGGUGCAGUCCUCGGUCCGUGUCUUGUAAAUCCGUUUGUGUACUCUCUUAGGACAAAAGAAAUUAAACAAAAGUUCUAUAAGAUUUUCAAAAAGUUUCACACAUCUGACUAA
Molecule: messenger RNA, 876 nt
Organism: Oreochromis aureus
Lineage: Eukaryota; Metazoa; Chordata; Actinopteri; Cichliformes; Cichlidae
Product: olfactory receptor 867-like
Exons: 2
Coding region: 1-876 (291 amino acids)
Biological process (GO): G protein-coupled receptor signaling pathway
Cellular component (GO): membrane
Molecular function (GO): olfactory receptor activity; G protein-coupled receptor activity
Source: RefSeq, a predicted model, not a curated record